CAGCGUCUCAUUGAACCAGAGCGGAGCUCAGGAGGAGAGAAACAUGGCGACCUCGAAUAAUCCGCGAAAAUUCAGCGAGAAGAUCGCGUUACACAACCAGAAGCAAGCGGAAGAGACAGCUGCGUUCGAGGAGGUGAUGAAAGACCUGAGUAUUACUCGGGCGGCCCGUUUACAGUUACAGAAGACCCAGUAUUUACAGCUUGGUCAGAACCGAGGACAGUACUAUGGCGGCUCUUUGCCAAAUGUCAAUCAGAUUGGAAACGCCACCAUUGACCUUUCCUUUCAGACUCCUUUUCAGAAUUCAGUAUUAGACACAAGCAGAACGACUCGUCACCAUGGGUUGGUGGACAGGGUCUAUCGGGACAGGAAUCGCAUCACAUCGCCACACCGCAGGCCCCUCUCUGUGGACAAACAUGGCCGUCAAAUUGAUAGCUGUCCAUAUGCCUCUGUGUAUCUGUCACCACCACCUGAUACCAGCUGGAGGAGGACCAACUCAGACUCUGCCCUGCACCAGAGCACUUUGAACCCACAAGAUGCAUUUGCAGGAGGGUCUCAAGAUUUUCAGCCGAAACAAGUUUUUCUUCUCACUAUGCCAGGAACAGGGGAAGCUGAAAGUGACAUGGACAAAGAAUGUCAAAAACUGUCAUGGGAUCACAAAAAGAAUACUUCACCAAGGCACAAGUCAAACAAAAUACCUGGAAUCAACAUAUUUCCGUCUCCAGACCAGGAAAUGACUUCAUCUCUAAUCCCAGUGGCACACAACACGGGCGGGUCUCUGCCAGACCUGACCAACAUCCAGAUUCCCCCUCCUCUCCCCACACCUCUGGACCCUGAUGACUCCUCAUCCUCUCUCAGUGCCUCCAACAGCACUGGCAACCUGUCCAACACUCACAUGGGCCUCACGUCUGCCAGCCAAGCCCAGUCCACGGUGACAGUGAGCUUUCAGCGCCGGCAUGAGAAUGUAGUUCCUCUGAUCCUUAACACAGACUCCCAGCAGCAUCUUCAGCAGCUGUCACCCACCCUCUCUCCUACGCUCUCUCUAUCAGCACAGGAGGUGGCGAUAGAUGCCAUGACGCUUGAACAGCAGUUGGCUCAGUAUGCUUUCUUCAGUCAGCCGUCCUCACAGACGCAGACUACUGGUGGACUUCCUCAUCUCCAGCAGAACACCCAGCUGCCACCUGUCUCAGGAAGCCAGACGCAAACCUCUGUGGGCAUGGAUAUUAACACGGCUGCUUCCCUCCAGCAGUACCGCUGUAGGGUGGGGUCUUCGGCCAAUCAGUCUCCGACCUCUCCGGUCUCCAAUCAAGGCUUCUCACCGGGGGGCUCGCCUCAACACUCGUCCAUUCUCGGAAGUGUCUUUGGUGAUGCCUUUUACGACCAGCAGCUGUCUCCUCGGCAGACCAGCGCUUUGUCUCAGCAGCUGGAGCAGUUCAACAUGAUUGAGAAUUCCAUCAGCUCAAACAGUCUGUACAGUGAGGGAUCCACUCUAAACUACUCUCAAGCUGCGAUGCUCAACCUCACUGGGUGCCACGGCAACCUGCAGGACAUGCAGCAGCUAAGCUACAGCAGCCAUGGGAACAUCCCCAACAUCAUUCUCACAGGUGACAUGAGCUUUGACGCAGAUUCCCAGUUCCCUCUGGAUGAGCUGAAAAUCGAUCCUCUGACACUGGACGGCCUGCACAUGCUCAAUGAUCCAGACAUGGUUCUAGCCGACCCCGCAACAGAAGACGCUUUCCGGAUGGACAGGCUGUAAUCUUUAGGUAUAUGAUGUUCAUUUGUCCUUCUUUGAGAUCGGUGUGAUUUAAGAGGAGAGAAGCAGCAUGUCUGUGGGACACUUGACCCUGUUUCUCAAAGCCCAUCCUUUGGGAAGAGAUUGCUGAGAAUGUUGCCACCACAUGCUAGGGAAAAAUGGUAAAGCUUUUGAGCAAGCAGCCCAUCAUUUCUUAGGAUAAUACACUCACACCUCAGCAAUCAUGGAUUCCUUUAGCUCUAUGUGAGAGAAUGUGACACUACAUAUGAUCCCUCGUGGUUCAAUCAUGCGUUCUUCCAUUUCAUUUCCUGUAGAAGGCCCCCUACCAUCUCCUCCUGAUGCACACUACAUGCCUGUUACUUUCCUUUUUUUCUUUUACUAAAAAUAUUUAUUUUAUGCACUUUUAUACAUGCAUAUAUACCACCAAAAGCAUUGUUUAAGCAUUAUUUAUGUUUUUUGCUUUUAAGAGCAGUAAUGGUUAAAAAGGAGUGUUAAUCCUCCCCAUUUUAAGGGCUUUUAGACAUGAACACAAAUGUACUUCAGUACAGACUGAACAUGAUUGUAAUGUUUUAUAGAUGUCUAUUUUCAGCUUAAACCGUGCUAAUGUGGCUCAAAAUGAUCAAAUUAAUCUAGUUGAAAAAAGUCUAACUGGAAAUCCUAAUAUCAGAGGACACAUUUGAUACAGUUUAAAAGGGAUAGUUCACCAAAAAAUGAAAAUCCUGUCAUAGUUGACUCACCCUCAUGCUCUUCCAUUUCAGUAGGACUUUUUCUGUGCAAAAUAGACGAUAUAUUUUGAAAAUAUAUUUGUUUUUGUCCAUGCAAAAAGUCAAUGAGGCCCAAUACAAUA
Molecule: messenger RNA, 2597 nt
Organism: Pimephales promelas (fathead minnow)
Lineage: Eukaryota; Metazoa; Chordata; Actinopteri; Cypriniformes; Leuciscidae
Gene: crtc1a
Product: CREB regulated transcription coactivator 1a
Biological process (GO): protein homotetramerization; positive regulation of transcription by RNA polymerase II
Cellular component (GO): cytoplasm; nucleus
Molecular function (GO): cAMP response element binding protein binding
Source: RefSeq, a predicted model, not a curated record